Molecule: messenger RNA, 2880 nt
Organism: Cheilinus undulatus (humphead wrasse)
Lineage: Eukaryota; Metazoa; Chordata; Actinopteri; Labriformes; Labridae
Gene: itfg1
Product: integrin alpha FG-GAP repeat containing 1
Exons: 18
Coding region: 61-1833 (590 amino acids)
Cellular component (GO): plasma membrane
Source: RefSeq, a predicted model, not a curated record
CGUAAAGCGGAUUGCCGUAUUGCAGUUGAUGUUGUUGUGAGGAGCUGCACCACAAGCAGGAUGUGGAUAUUUAAAUUCAGUGUUUUGUGUUUUUUAUUUAUGUUCAUAGGGCAGUAUAAUACCAAUGCCCUUCAGGAUGUAACGGCCGACCUUUUCGGUGCCGAAAAUCACGGGACAGUGGCGGCGUUUGGAGAUUUUUACUCGGAUAAACAGACAGAUAUCUUCGUUAUCAGAGAGCAGUCUGAGGUUGUGAUAUUCUAUGCCGACUCAAAAGCACCCUACUUCAAGCCCAAAGUCACCAUAACGAAGGACAUUUUGCCAGGUAACACCAUCAUCACGGGUGUUGUGCCUGGAGACUAUGAUGGAGACUCUCAGAUGGACGUCCUACUCACAGCUCAGAUCAACUCCCAGCAGACAACUGUUUUUAUCUUUUGGGGGCACAACCAGACAUUAGAUAUGGGUGGGUGGCUCAGGCUGAACAAGACCUUUACAGAUCAACCUCUUGUUAUGGAUUUUAAUGGAGACAUGAUCCCCGACAUUUUUGGAGUCUCGACUCCCCCAAACACUGAAGUCUGCAAUUUCACAAACAGGGUUCCAGAGUGCCGUAAUGCACUCAGUUCAUCUGUCGACAUGAGAAUCCCUCACUCAAAUGCUUUCAUCGACCUCAACAAGGACUUCACUGCCGAUUUGUUCUUGACAACUGCAGGACCUAAGUAUGAGACCUGGAUCAACAAGGAUGGAAUCUUUGUCCGAGCAGAUCUCUUUCCAGAAGAGCCACCUGCCAAGAUUGUUGGACAGUCCUCCUUUGUCGACUUUGACGGUGACGGCUCCCAGGACCACCUCCUCCCCGUGUGUUUGGACGAAGUCUGUAAAAGCAGUGCCAUCUACCUGGCCAAACCGGGCUCCAAAAUGUGGGUGCAGGUGCUGUCGGAUUUCCAGCGGCGGGAAACAGUUUGGAGCUUUGUGCCAGGGAAAACCGGCCAGCCGCUGGCUCUACACCUGGGAGACUACAAUCUGGACGGCUUCCCCGAUGCUCUGGUGAUCCUUCGCAACACAAGUGGCAGUGGUCAGCAGGCCUUCCUGUUGGAGAACGUGCCCUGUAACAAUGCCAAAUGCCACAGCGUGGGAAGGAUGUUUCACAUCCACUGGGACCAAACUGAUUUGGGAGCCAUCCAAAAUGCUGUCAUGGCAACUUUCUUUGACAUCUAUGAGGACGGUAUAUUAGACAUGCUGGUUCUAAGCCAAGCAGAGGGCAAAAAAGACCUGAUCAUCCACGCCUUGAAGAACAAUUAUGAAGCUGAUGCCUACUUUGUCAAAGUGAUGGUGCUCAGCGGCCUUUGCUCCAACGACUGUCCUGAAGAUGUCAAGCCUUUUGGUGUAAACCAGCCCGGCCCGUAUGUCAUGUACACCACGGUGGACUCCAACGGCUACCUGAAAAACGCCUCAGCCGGCCAGCUCAGCCAAUCAGCUCACUUCUCCCUGCAGCUGCCCUACACCGUGCUGGGACUCGGACGCAGCGCUAACUUCCUCGAUCACCUCUAUGUUGGGAUCCCAAGGCAACCUGGAGAGAUGGACGUAAGGAAGAAGGAGUGGACGGCCAUUAUUCCCAACUCCCAGCUCAUCGUCAUCCCCUUCCCGCACAACAACCCUCGCAGUUGGAGUGCCAAGUUGUACCUGACUCCCAGCAACAGCGUUCUGCUGACAGCAAUCGCACUGAUCGGAGUGUGCGUCUUCAUCCUCGUCAUUAUCGGCAUCCUCCACUGGCAAGAAAAGAAAGCAGACGACCGAGAGAAGCGUCAGGAAGCCCACCGUUUCCACUUCGACGCCAUGUGAUAUGAGAGCACUGCAUCAUGGGAUUCCUGUCCUCAUCUGCCUCUUCCCCCUCGCCCUCCCUCCCCUCUGCCCUCACACACAUUUUUCUCUCACACAUUUCAAGGGCCAAUAAAUGGAUCCUCAUUUGCCCCAAAAUGUUUCUUUUUGAUAUUUUGCCGUCCUCCAGUCAGACGUGAAAUAUUUAUGUUGAGUUUCAUUAAUUCAUUCCAGUGUUAGAAGUACAGGAGCUGUAACAAGGCCAUGGAGACGCACAGAGAAAUCCUGAUGGAGAUGGCUGAGGAGUUUAAAGCUGGGAUUUCUGCAGAUGGGCUGCAUGAGUGGUGUUGUUAGCGUAUUCCUUUGACAAAAUGACACUGAUUUCUGUUGAAACGCCCAAUAAUUACUGCAACAUUAUGAGCUGUUCAUUCACUGGAAGGAAAGCAUUUUUGGCACAAAGUGUCAAAAUGUGAAAUGUUACUUGAAGUCUCUUUGUGUUACUGUUAUUGUCUUGUUUAUUCUCUUCUUUUUAUCUGAAUUAUUGUAGGGAAAUUAAACUGAGUUACUUUGUGAACUAAAACAGACACAUGCAUCAUAAUGAUAAUGAUAUUUUACUCACUGAGAAUGAAGAAUGGUUUUCAGGUCUGCUGAGUGCAGAUUCAUGUUUUCCCCCGUUGAUCAUAUCACAGUGCAUCAUGGGAGUGCCAAAAAAGCUUUUUUGUGUUGUGUCCCUCAAUUUCUGAUGUAACUGCUUCAACACUUAGUAGAUCAUCUAAAAACAGUUUGUCCUGCUUUACUCUGACCUUUUUGGGGAUAAUGUUUUAAUUAUUGUUGUCUUUUAAAGUUAAUCAGUCCAAGCACUCCAGUAUGUUCAGAUAUUCACUCGUACAUGAAUCAGCUCACGCCUUUCAAAGUAGUUUUCACUUUUAAGCUAAUGAUUAACUGCAGGUGUUUGUAAUUUAUUUUGCUGUGUGGAUUUUUUAUCUUUUUUUUGCUAAUGAAUGUUCGAGCUACUAAAUGUGUUUACUUAUCAGGUUUGGAAAUAAAGAUUUUCUCCUGCUUAAAAUAACU